Molecule: messenger RNA, 1155 nt
Organism: Actinia tenebrosa (Australian red waratah sea anemone)
Lineage: Eukaryota; Metazoa; Cnidaria; Anthozoa; Actiniaria; Actiniidae
Product: proteasome subunit beta type-5
Cellular component (GO): proteasome core complex; cytoplasm
Molecular function (GO): threonine-type endopeptidase activity
Source: RefSeq, a predicted model, not a curated record
ACUAGUGCCGAGUGUCAUCCGACAUUCUUUCGAGAGUAUCCGAAGUAGUUCCGGAUUAUUCCGAAUCAUAAACUCGCCCCAGUUUUUCUUUAUCGAGAUAUUCAAGAUGGCGGCUCAUUCUGUGGCGAGUACUUAUCAGAACUUCUCGUUAAAUGAUGUCUUUGGGAAGCCGAAAUCUCUUAUGAACCAGCAAGAAAUACAAAGUGAAUUAGCUCCUGAUUUUAUGAAUGAUUGCCGAUUUGCUGUGCCGUCAGGAAUGGAUCCGGUCGAGUUUCUGAAACCUUUUAGCAAUGGAGAAAGCGAUGUAAAAAUCCAAUUUGACCAUGGAACGACUACACUGGCCUUCAAAUUCAAGCAUGGUGUUAUUGUAGCUGUUGAUUCAAGAGCAACAGCUGGCUCUUAUAUAGCUUCACAGACUGUCAAAAAGGUCAUUGAAAUCAAUCCUUAUCUUCUGGGUACUAUGGCUGGAGGAGCUGCUGAUUGUUCAUUCUGGGAGAGACUUCUUGCCAAACAGUGCAGGAUCUAUGAGCUACGUAACAAAGAAAGGAUAUCAGUUGCUGCAGCCUCUAAAAUCCUGGCCAACAUGGUGUAUUAUUACAAAGGCAUGGGUUUGUCAAUGGGUACUAUGAUCUGUGGCUGGGACAAAAAGGGUCCUGGUCUGUACUACGUAGACAGUGAUGGCACAAGACUCAGUAAUUAUAUGUUUUCAGUUGGUUCUGGGUCGACCUAUGCCUAUGGUGUCCUAGACAGUGGAUAUAAAUAUGAUCUGACUCCAGAGGAAGCACAUGACCUUGGCAUAAGGGCUAUCUACCAUGCAACUCACAGAGAUGCCUACAGUGGAGGUGUUGUGAACCUAUACCACAUGCAAGAGACAGGCUGGAUCAAGGUGUAUCAGAUUGAUGUAGCUAAACUACACUACCAGUUCCAGAAAGAGAAAGCUAAAUAAUUUAUUGUCCAGACUUGAUGGUUUUUCACUUGUGCAUAUUAUUUAGGUUCUAGUAAAUGAAUCUCUCAUGAAUAAAACUAACAUUUCCCAUUUCUCUAAACCUUUUUCUCCAUCUUGUAAUUCAUUGUUAGUCUGAAGCUUGUGGUUAUUACAGAAUCACAAAUAAAGAAUGUGCUUGUCCUUCUGAAUUAAAAAAAGUUUGAGUAAAA